GAAUCGAGUUAUGGAGUUUUGUCUGGCGCAGUCUGUUCUGUUCAUGGUCCUGUAGCGUUGAGGGCUGAAGCUGCUCUCGGAAAGUUUUGCGACCGUGUCAGGAAUCGGGGACCGCAUACCCGAUAAAUAUGGCAGAAAACAUUAUCAUUCGUGUCCAGUCUCCAGAGGGGAUGAAAAAAAUCACCUCAACUAAGCGUGAGACAGCAGCAGCUUUUCUGAAGAAGGUUGCUAAAGAGUUUGGUUUCAACUCAAAUGGAUUUUCUGUUUACCUCAACCGCAACAAAACUGGAGAGGUUCUUUCUCAAAACAAGACACUCAGUCUGCUUAAAAUCAAGCAUGGAGAUAUGCUGUUUCUUUUCCCAUCAUCUGCUGGUCCCUCAAGUGAGACCAUGGACACACAGCCCCACUCCUCUUCCUCCUCCUCCUCUUCAUCAUCCUCCUCACUGUCUCGUUCACACUCGGCUCCACAGAUUCCAGAGGAUGAGAUUGACCAAUAUCUAUCCAAGCAAGAGGGCAAGAUCUACAGAAACAGAGACCCCCAGCUAUGCCGACAUGGACCCAUGGGGAAAUGUGUGCAUUGUGUGCCUUUAGAGCCUUUUGAUGAAGACUACCUGAAUCAUCUUGAUCCACCUGUCAAACACAUGUCCUUUCAUGCUUACAUCCGCAAACUGACUGGUGGAGCGGACAAAGGAAAGUUUGUAGCUUUGGAGAACAUCAGCUGUAAAAUCAAAUCUGGCUGUGAGGGUCAUCUGCCCUGGCCAGAGGGUAUCUGCACUAAAUGCCAGCCCAGUGCCAUCACCCUAAACAGACAGAAAUACAGACAUGUGGAUAACAUCAUGUUUGAGAACCACACCAUCGCAGACCGUUUCUUGGACUUUUGGAGGAAGACAGGAAACCAGCGGAUGGGUUACCUGUAUGGCCGUUACACUGAGCAUAAGGACAUCCCACUGGGAAUCCGAGCUGAGGUGGCUGCCAUCUACGAGCCACCACAAAUUGGCACUCAGAACAGUCUCGAGCUAAUAGAGGAUCCAAGAGCUGCAGCAGUGGAAGAAAUUGCUGCUAAACUGGGUCUUCGCAAGGUUGGAUGGAUCUUCACUGACUUGCUAUCGGAGGACACUAGAAUAGGCACAGUGCGUUACAGUAGAAACAAGGACUCGUAUUUUCUGAGCGCUGAGGAGUGCAUCACAGCUGGACAUUUCCAGAACCAGCACGCAAAUCCUUGCCGUCUCUCUCCUGAUGGACAUUUUGGAUCAAAAUUUGUCACUGUAGUAGCAACAGGUGGUCCCGAUAACCAGGUGCAUUUUGAGGGAUAUCAAGUAUCUAACCAGUGCAUGGCUCUGGUGAGGGAUGAGUGCUUGCUGCCCUGCAGAGAUGCUCCUGAGCUUGGCUAUGCUAAAGAGUCCAGUAGUGAGCAGUACGUCCCCGACGUCUUCUACAAGGAUAAAGACAAAUUUGGUAAUGACAUCACGUACUUAGCCCGGCCUCUACCUGUGGAGUAUCUUAUCAUUGAUAUAACCACCACCUUCCCUAAGGACCCUGUUUUCACCUUCUCCUCCACGCUUCGCUUUCCCAUUGAGAACAGAGAUGCACUGGGGGAGACGCAGGACUUCCACAGUCUAGCUACCUAUCUGGCCCAGUGUUCCUCUUCCUUGCCCUUCCUGGACAUUGUCUCUGACUUCCACUUGCUCCUCUUUCUUGUCACCAAUGAGGUCAUGCCUUUGCGGGACAGUAUUGGGCUCUUGCUGGAUGCUGUUAAGACCUCAAAUGAGGAGCUGGCACAAACCUGGAAGAAAUCUGAGCAAUGGGCUACCAUCGAGCAGCUCUGUAGCACUGUGGGAGGGCAGCAGGCAGGCUCUCUGGAUUAUGCCAUGGGUGGUCCAUCUAUCCCAGCAUCCUCCUCUGCCAUGUGGUCUUGCCUCCACUGCACCUUCAUGAACCAGCCAGGAACGGAGCACUGUGAGAUGUGCAGCCUGCCCCGCAGUUAAAAGUGCCGCAUUUCGUGCUGCAAGCACACCACUGUGCCGGGAGACAGCAGCAGGAGUGGGUGUGUUACCCUAAAGCCCCGCCCUCUUACACACUUGCUCCACCCCCAUUCCAAACUCCGCUCACUCCGUCACUGACUGGGCUGGGUUGCUAUGUGAAUGCCAGUGGUGCACUGACCUGCGUGGCCAGUUGAGCAAACAGAGCUAAAGAUGAUUGUGUGUUCCUGUAGCCUCUCUGCAGUGGCCACAUGGCUUGCUGGGACUGAUUUUAGGUAAAGCACUUGGCCAAGGCUCCUCCCUCUCUGUGGUCCAAACUGACCUGGUGGCAACCUUGCUUCCUGGACUUUAAUGAAACUUGCUGAAUUUGUUUGUGGAAGCAAUCUUCUGCUCCCUGUACUCUCACAGUCUGGAGAUGUAUUGUGUAAAUAGUAUGCAGAUAAGGAUUGAUACUGUUAUUUAAUUUCAGUGAGGCUUUUUUUUUUGGAUCAUAGUUAUAUGUAUAUUAAUAGAAUUUAAUACAAUCCCGUUUUCAGAAAACUAUGAAGCUGAAUAAGCACUUGGUGGAUUUUCACAUGGUUAAAGUGAACUGCAUCAAAAUGCACCCUUUCAGCUCACUUUGAUUGCUGGUUUCCUCAAAGGAGCUUUAAACGAACCGCCUAUUAAAGAUUGCACAGGCCCUGUUCCUCAAAAUCAACCCUUUUCACACCCUUUUCUCUGUUCAUUUUUUAGCCAGCUUUCAGGAUUGUAGUGUUACAGGUGGUUUUUAGAUAUUUUUGCCUGACUUGAUCACAUGGUUCAGUUAUGGAAUUCAGCCUCUACCACAAAGCCACUGAAUGUUCUUCUUUGGCUUUGUAUCUUUGCUUUCAGAGUGCUCACUGCUACGAAUGGAGUUUGUCAACCAAAGUGCUCAGCAAAGUGUAGUUUUUGAGCAUUUCACUUUGUGGUGCUUUCUCCACUUCAGAUGUCCUUUCAUUACUUCUCUCUUGUCUCUCAUUUCUUGGCGCCAGUCCAAAGGUUUGGAAGUGUGGAGAAUGUUUGCACAGCCUGGUGCCCUAAACUCAAUCAUUAUAACCUUCAAAGGCUUCAGCCAGGAACUGCUCUGAACACUCUUGACACCGCUCUUUCCCAUCUGGCCCAAUGUGUCCCACACCUGGAUGAGUGAGAGAGAAAAACAAGGAGGAAGAAGAAACAACAUUGGCAGGGUUGAAUUGGAUAUUUGAUCACUUAUAAUUAAUCAUAUUUCAUUUUCUAGCUUUUCACUUCUUACAUGGAGCCAAAGGCAAAUUUUGUAUUUGCAUUUAGCAUCAAAAACAAAGCUGCCUUGCUCUUUUUGAAACUAACAAGCAGUUCACAUCCUAAGCAGAGUAUGGUGCAUAUUUGAGUUCUUUGAUCUUCUCUUUCGGAAGAAUCUUUAGACAUGGAUCUUGCUAGAAAUAAUUGAGUGACUAGACAUGUUCCCUUUUUUCUUAAGUGAAUUUAUUACUGUCUUUGAUUAAAGUGGAUUUUGCAGGGUUUCUCUUCAGAGGUUUCUCAGUUUUCACCCAAUUCACUGGCUGUGGAGCUUACACAAGAAUAGAAUCUGACAGUUACAUCCAUUUUAUUUUUAUAACGAUCAUAAACAUGACGUGAUGGUACAGAGAUGAAACUUGAAAAUCUACUUCAGGAACAUGAAGAGCAGCUAUGGUGACAAAUGGUUGUUGUUUGGUCUUUAAUUAGUAGCUUUUUAAGUAACUACUGCUAUUUUAAUAUUAAAACAUCCUGCUCCUUGCACCUUAACUCAAUCCAGAAAUAUUUGGACAUUUUGCAUUUGAACAGAUUUUCCUUUUAAAUUGAGAUUUUCCAGCAAGUCAUAGGUGACUAGUUUUUUGGUGAGGAGGGCUUGUGAGUUGUGGCACUCAUAAUGUUAUUGUGCUAAAGCUGGAUUCCAGUACAUCAUUACCCCCACCCAAUCCAAUUCAACUCCUACCUCUUAUCUUCCUCCCAGCUGAAAACUAGCCUAUACCCAGUCCUUUAAGAUGAAGUCUGAAAAAGGCCAAUGGCUCUAUGCUGUAGGCCAGGUUUGGAGAACAAAAUGCAGAAAUAACAGUUCAACAAUAAAAACCUGUUCAUUUGAA
Pygocentrus nattereri (red-bellied piranha) is the source of this 4096-nucleotide messenger RNA. It is a transcript of the gene nploc4, whose product is annotated as NPL4 homolog, ubiquitin recognition factor. Gene Ontology annotation, molecular function: ubiquitin protein ligase binding; ubiquitin binding. The record is from RefSeq and is a predicted model, not a curated record. Gene Ontology annotation, cellular component: nucleus. NCBI's taxonomy places the organism in Eukaryota, Metazoa, Chordata, Actinopteri, Characiformes, Serrasalmidae. The transcript has 17 exons. The coding region runs from base 129 to 1985 and encodes 618 amino acids. Gene Ontology annotation, biological process: ubiquitin-dependent protein catabolic process.